UCAUGCGCAUUGCGGCUGCGUGACGUCACCGCCCAUCCCCAGCAGGCACGAGAGGCGCAGUUGAAGAGUUCGCGCGAGCGGGCGGCGUCGUCGGCGCUGUGAAGAGGGGGGACAACGUGGAGACAAAAAGCAACCCGAGCGGCCAGAGAACGCGGCUUUCCCCACCACCACCACCUCCUCCCUCCUCUUCUUCUUCCACGCCGAGGCGACAGUCCGUGUAUGCGCAUGUGAGCGUGUUUUUUGCCGAGUCGGGAACGAGCGAGUGAACAAGUAGGCGAGAGAGCGUACGCGCGUGUGUGCGAGCGCGUGGACGAAGCGGUGUGGGCGCGCGAGCGAGUGGGUUGAGUGGCUCUGUGAGCGGGCGAGCGCGCGCGUCCCCCCUCGGACCCUCGGCAGACAUGCCCCUGUUCGGCAAGUCCCACAAGACGCCGGCGGAGGUGGUGCGCCACCUCAAGGAGAGCCUGGCCCAGCUGGAGAAGCAGGACAAGAAGGCGGAGAAGGCAAGCGAGGAGGUGUCUAAGAGCCUGGCGGCGAUGAAGGAGAUCCUCUACGGCACGGGAGACAAGGAGCCCCAGCCGGAGGCUGUGGCUCAGCUGGCCCAGGAGCUCUACAACAGUGGCCUCAUCCCAGUGCUCAUUACACAGCUGCAGCGCAUUGACUUCGAGGGCAAGAAGGACGUGGCGCAGAUCUUCAACAAUAUUCUCCGCCGGCAGAUCGGCACUCGCUCCCCCACCGUGGAGUACAUCUGCGCCAAUCCCAGCCUGCUCUUCAUGCUGCUCAAGGGCUACGAGACGCCCGAGAUCGCGCUCAACUGCGGCAUCAUGCUGCGCGAGUGCAUCCGCCACGAGCCACUCGGCAAGAUCGUGCUGUGCUCGCCGCAGCUGUACGACUUCUUCCGCUACGUCGAGGUCUCCACCUUCGACAUCGCCUCCGACGCCUUCGCCACCUUCAAGGACUUGCUGACCAGGCACAAAAUAAUCUGCGCAGAGUUUCUGGAAGAGAAUUAUGACAAGGUGUUUGGAGAGUACGAGAAACUGCUCAACUCGGAAAACUACGUGACCAAGAGGCAAUCUCUGAAGCUCCUGGGAGAACUGCUGUUGGACAGGCACAACUUCACCAUCAUGACACGCUACAUCAGCAAGCCCGAGAACCUCAAGCUCAUGAUGAACCUGCUGCGCGACAAGAGCCGUAACAUCCAGUUCGAGGCCUUCCAUGUCUUCAAGGUGUUUGUGGCGAACCCGAACAAGCCGCAGCCCAUCCUUGACAUCCUGCUCAAGAACCAGAGCAAGCUGGUGGAGUUCCUCUCCAAGUUCCAGCAGGACCGCACGGACGACGAGCAGUUCACCGAAGAGAAGAACUACCUCAUCAAGCAGAUCCGUGAGCUCAAGAAGCCGGCGCAGUGACGAGUGCGCACGGGCGGGCGGGCGGGCGGGUGGGCGGGCGGGCGGGCGCUGGAGACGCAGGGAGGGGCAGACACGUGCGUGCGCGUGCGUGAGUGCUCGCGUGCGUGUUCGUGUGUGGGUGCGUGUGCGCGCUGACGCGGCGAUGCUGGGGGGUAAAAGUAGGGGCACCGCGCACGGGGCUGCCCCUUGCUGCUUGGCACUUCCCCCCUCGCCCCCCUCCCCCCGCAACCCUCCCACAACAGUGUGCGGUACGUGUACCACGGUGCAGUUUGCAGUACACAUACCAUAGCACAUCGCAUCACUCGCUGCCCACCCUGCAUAGUGUGCAGUGCAUGUACCGCGGCACGGCGCUCGCCCUGCGGCACACCUCGCAAUGCGUGUACACCAUAGCACGCGACACCCUGCUAGCAGAGGGCCCUCUGCAACCGCAUGGCUGCGUCGCAGUCCCCCGUACUCCUCUUCUGUACUCCUCUCCCGUACUCUCCCGACUAGCGCAGCUUUGAUUACACAGCACGGACUUCCCCCCCCCCCCCCCCCCGAGUGCAGCGUACGUCAUCUACUUUGCACCACAGCUUCUUGUAGUACUUGCCCCUGCGGCAGCAAUGGCGUGUGACGUCUGCUCCGCAGUUUGCGUAGCACCCCCCCACACCACGUUGAUUAGCUCCCUUUGCCUCCACCACAGUACACUGUGCCUUGCUGCAACGCGCACUUGAGCACAGCGCCACCCCAUGGUGCUUUAGUGCGCCGAACCCACGCCACACCGCACCACACCACACCGUACCAUGGGCGAUGCAGGCCCUAGCACGCAGCUCCCCGUGCCACUAGCCCAUGCCUGGGCGACUCAACUACGCGGUCUCAUCGGUUCCGUGGCGCUAUCGAUUCUGGUAACUGGUCAGGCAAGUUAGGUAUCGUUGAACUAUGACUCAAUUUCCAUACAGGCAGGUGCAACGUUUAAUUUCGUCCAUGAAAUUUUGCCCAAAAAAUGUUUAAUGGACUAAAGCAGCACUUAUCCAAAAAUGUGAACUGGAGACCCAGUAAAUCGUACAAACCCCUUCCAGUUGUGUGCUAUGCGAGACCGUUAAGGGAGUGAGUGCUCGUCAGUCGCCGCCUGCACUCGCCACUGAAUCGGUUCGGCACGGUUUCAUUCCCGACCGUAGCCAUGCGGGUUCCUCCGGCGCGGCUAUCGCCACCAGAAGGGGGCACACCGUUCUCACGUUAACAUCAACAAGGCUGUGACAACAAUCGACAAGAGUGGACCGCUUGCGUGCCUGCAAUCGUGACGGCCCGAAUCGAUCCCUAACUUGAGAAAGGAAACGUUAAGAAAUAUUAAACGACAUCACCAAAUUAUUCACCAUUUAUAAAGCAAAAAAAGUUAUUUUUUCACCCAAUGUCUUGGUGAAAAGAGAAGGGGUGAAUCUCGACAGCUUUUCUCGGUUGUUGGCUUGAGUCGGCUGACAGCGUGAUACGCGUACACACGUGACACGUAUUUGCACAUGAGACGUGUACAUAUGCAAUAUGUGUACGCAUGUAUCACAUGCAUGCAUGUGGUACGUGUAACGUGUGGUACGCACGCGGCGCUUGUUAACAUGCGGGAAGUACACAUGCGCGCAUACACCCAUAACGUGAACGCACGCAGCGAGGGGUGGUAACGGUCGCAGCGCGUGUCGGCGUUCAUGUCCAAAGGAGAACGUAAACAAAACUUUGAUUCCGCCUCCAGGCCCCCAAACUCCCCCCCCCCCCCCCCCCCCGAAGUUGGUUAGACCAACGUGAAUAAUCAAAUAAACUUGUCCCGAUGUUGCAUCUGGAGGGACUGGAUUGCUUUGGCUAAGAAAGGCAUGAGCCUGUGCAUGCAUCUUGAGAUAUUAAAUGCACGCGCACGUGUGCACAUGUGCGCGCGUGUGUGUAAACAAACACGGACAGUGUGGUAGCCUAGUGCAUUGCCCCACCAUGCACGUGCUGCUCCUGCUCACCACAGUAUAUAUACACUAUAUAUCUAUAUAUACUGCACAUGUACAUUGCAUAAUGUACUUGUGCAGAUAUAUUCUGUAUGUUUGUGUGUGUAUAUAUUUUGUAUACGUUUGUGCCGUUGUCAUUAACAAACUGUCUUAUAACCGAAAGAGCCAACGUGUUGGGCAAGGGUACCCUUCAGCAUGUAUUAAUUUUGUAUAUUUUAGUUAUAAGGCAGUGUUAUUAAUUACAAUGGUGCCAAAGAAAUUUGUUUCAUUUGCUACACCUCUGCUAAUGCAGUCCCUGAAAUUUUGAUGAUUCAUGUGCACACACAAUACACAUGCAGUGUUCAAUACGUUGUACAUUUUUAUGGCCGCGAGGUUUGUCAAUCAGCCACCAAUCGCUCCGUGCACCAACCUCCGUUGAUUUGAAUGCCGCGUGCUCUUAACGUGGAUUUUCAUUCACCGCCGAUGGGAUGAUCGUUGGCCGUGGCGCUGCCCUCAAUAUCCCUGGGCGCUCAAUAUCCCUGGGCUCGCAAACCCAAGAUGCGCAUCGCUGCUGCUUGCGGGUGUCGCCGAUGCCGUCACCGCUGCUACCGCCGGGCACUCGAACAUGGACUCCAGAUGCCAAUGGUGCGGCUCCCCUCACCCAUGGCACGACCUCCCCCACGGUGCAACGCAAGCAGAGCACGCGGCUCGCCAUCGCAGCGUCACGAGUUCACAUCGCCCUGUCAGCGCUCGACUAAUCCCAUCCUCAUCGUUGUGGUCGGCAUCCAGCCCCCUGCUGGGGUCAACAAAAUCGAGCGUCCACUUUAUGGGAAGCAAACAUGGUCCUUUGGAUAAGAUUGGCCCCAACCAUGGGAAUGUGGAAUUUCCAGCACUUACUCGGGACUGCUCGUUAGAGAUGAGCUUUGCCGUGACGAGCUCGCGUGAUGGCUGCUAUUAGACUAAAUACCAACGCCCCUCAGUGCUCAAAUGAGCAUCGAUCAUUGCUCGUCUGUUCUCAGGUCCGUAACCAGGAAUGGAAAUUUCACAUUUCUUUGGCCGAGGCCAAUUUAUAAGCAACUCAACCAAUACUGUGACUUACCAGCUCAAAGUAGUGCAGCCUUCUGACUAAAUGGCGCUCAUUUAUUUGACUGAUUUUGAAGGAAUGACAAUUAUGAUGAUUUAUUGGCCAGGAUAUCAACCCGUGCAGUGACUGUCAUUCGUGAGGUUGGUGCCCUAAGCACAGUCUUCCCAGCCAUGGGAUAUUAAUAGUUCGAUUAUUAACAGCACAGUCCGUAAAAUAACAUAACGUACGAGUUCUCCCAACUGAAAAGCCUUUGCCCGAUGGGUAGUUCAUGGUUGAAAAUGAAAGUACAGGUUAUAAUUGUAAAACAAAUUUUUUUCUAAGAUUCUAGAUUAAAAUCUAGGCAUUGCCGUACAAUUUAACCCGUGUUCUCAACCGUAGCCAAGGUUUGGUUUCGGCCGAUUCGCAAUAAACGCAAAUCUAGUUUUUUUUUCUCGACCUGGUUUCGAUCUGCAGGACAGCGUACGACUGCAUUUAGUUCUUGACGAGCAGCGAAUCGUUCGCCGCAGGACAUGCAUUGGGGAGGGUGCCCUUCGCAGCGUUCAAAGUAACUCGGUUAACCAUUUUUGCAUCGUCAUGUUCGGGGGGGGGGGGGGGUGGUAAGAGUGGGUGGGGACGGCCUUGACAAUUGUGACUUAUUAAGUUUCCAAAGCGAUUCUAUUAAUAGCACGAUUGAGAUAGAAUUGGUAAGGAGAGUAAAAAAAAGUGUUUAAUUGACCUUCAUCAACUGGCUACUGCGGUGCACUGAAAGCGGCGGUGCCGGCGAAGUUGUGGCAGGGGGCUAACAGCGCUGCAGCGUUCCCCCUCAGAGUGGCGGCCCGUUGCUUUGACGCCGCUUCUCCGCAGAAGCAAAGGGGGCUGGGGGCGAAGAAAUUUGUUCUCCUCAAAAACGUGACCACGGAAACAACUCCUCCCGCAAUUGUACAUUACCCCUCUCACUCGUCCGAAGCACACAUUCAUUGUUAAUGUUUUCCCGCUCUUCCUUUGUUCAUAAUGUUGAAUGAAAAACGGUCUCACAACCCUUCUAACAUUUCUGGUCAUUGUAACUAUUUAUUGGCGCAGAGUUAGUGGUGUGAUAAAGAUAAAAAAAAAAUGCAAAGCUUUUUUUUGUUGUUUUCCCGAUGAUUUUUGUUCAAUGGGUGGGGGGGAGAGGGCGGGUUUUGAAAUGUUAAUGAAAUAUAUUUCUUCUUUUAAAGUGCAUUCAAAAGAAAGGGCAGCUUUAGCUUAACAAAACAUUCUAAAGAGCUACUGAUACAAUAAUAAAACUCUGGGGCGGAGGGAGGGGGACCCACCAAGAGUGACGCCUCUCAUGUUCAUUGCAUUUCUCAUCGCGUGGCCCGGGACACAAUUUGGUAACCGCGCGCUGGUUUUUAUAGUUUUGCAAAGCUUCCACGACGGCGUGCGCAGUGUUUCCUCGCCCCCCGCCCCGCCGAAUCUCCGACUCGCCAGCGCCGAGAAGGGGUUCGCCCCGGCACGAGGUGUCGACUGCAUCGGGCCCCACCGACCUUCGGCAACGAAGCGAGCGAGGAGGGGGGAGCGGGAAGUCAAAUUCUUGACGGGUUCAUUUUUCUCCCGAUCGCCGAUAUCGUCGUCCUAUCGGCAUAUUGCAAUGGCGAAUCCUCGUGGUGAUGUUAUUGGCCGAUGCCGCCAGCUAAAGGGGAUAGAGAUUUGUAACGAAAUCCCCUCUUCAGCUGCAAGGAAGUUGACCGGUUUCUCUCUGCUUGCGUAUCAUUGCUCACAAUAUCCCCCAUUUCUGAUAUCGAUUCGGACACUGCUACCGGUUGUAUAAUUCAGCUCUCCCCACCCAGGAAGGCCGCAGGAUUGAGCCACGUGCAAUUAAAAAAUAAACUAAAUGCGAGGCAUCACCUUUGGUCUGCCCCCCCCCAGCCCAUGCGAAAGACAUCGCUGCUCGCAGGAGAGGGUUUAUUCUUUCUGAACUUUUUAACGUGGCAAAUGUCGCAGCAUUGAUGAGCGUUAUUUUUUUUGUACCUAGGCUUCGUUUUUUUCUCCUGCCUUUUCUCUUGUCUGCCUCUCGCCAAGUCACUCCCUAUGAUUGUAAACUUUGAUUAUAUAUGUCACGUAUAAGGUACACGCUUCGUUUUUUCAAGAGUUUAAAUUUUAUCCUUUUUUUUGUUUGUGCCUGUUUAAGCAUGAAUUACGUAGACCUGAAUCCCCCCCACCCCACUCCUGGAGUGAAGAAGGUGUGGCUACUGAUGGUUAGGGGUCGAGGUUAAUGGAAGGGACCGGUCCAGUCUGUUGGUACUGGGUGGCAGUAGCAACCCCCCCCCCCCCCCCCCCCAUAAUCUUGAUGUGUGUUGUUAUUCUAUUUAGAGACGCGAUACCCACUCACUGUCACUGAUAUCAGUUGCCCCAAAGUAAGGUGUUGGUUUAGAAGCAAUAAUAUAGGCAUGUCCUCAAAGAGAGAAUUAAUCGCGAUGUAGGCAACAUGAAGAUUGUUGCUUAUAUUGAGCAUUCAAAGUCAAAAACCAAUUUCUCCAUAGGUUUAAUGAGCAUCGGGCAGCCCUAAGCCAAUUGUGCAGAUUCCACAUUCUGUGUGGUGAGGGGGGUGGAACCGGUCUUUGUUGAAACUCAUCGACCCUCGAGGGGGAUUUUAACUCGCGAGUUGGUUUCUCCGCUGCAUCAACACAUUUCCCCGUGGCGGGAGGACCGGCCGUCCAGUGCACCGCAGCGUUGAUAUCGCCCCCUUGAAAUCGGCACCGCUUCUGUGGACUGAGACGGUUGAUUCGCAGCAACCCGAGGUAUCGCGGUGUUCGUGUCGAGCACGAUGUCUGCUGCAGGCUGAGCGAGGGAUCUCUCUCCCAGCCGCGAGGUGCAAAGUUCUGAAUUCUGCAUUUCAUGCCCUCCUCACUUCUGUCCCGUGCGUGCGCUCCAAUCGAAAUUCCUUAUUCGGCACGGUAACGAUUCACCGGGCAAAGUUUCUUCGAUCACGACGCGUGUGCGUCGGAUCGUUACCGUCGAGAGCUGAAUAUUUUACGAUUCGUGCAGAGUGUGGAGAUCGCGGGCACGUGUGUGUUACGGUGAAGGCUAAUGGAGCAAGCGAGACUUUGGGGGGCUCGGCGCGGAGUGGCGCCCUGUUAUUCCAGCUGUUGCAAGAGAGACCUGGGGAAGUUGUCAUCACAUUUUUUGUGUCAAAUAUACUUAUUGAAAAUCGA
Petromyzon marinus (sea lamprey) is the source of this 7591-nucleotide messenger RNA. It is a transcript of the gene CAB39, whose product is annotated as calcium binding protein 39. Gene Ontology annotation, biological process: intracellular signal transduction. Lineage: Eukaryota; Metazoa; Chordata; Hyperoartia; Petromyzontiformes; Petromyzontidae. The record is from RefSeq and is a predicted model, not a curated record. Gene Ontology annotation, molecular function: protein serine/threonine kinase activator activity.